Molecule: messenger RNA, 4243 nt
Organism: Cavia porcellus (domestic guinea pig)
Lineage: Eukaryota; Metazoa; Chordata; Mammalia; Rodentia; Caviidae
Exons: 2
Biological process (GO): proteolysis; DNA integration; virion assembly
Molecular function (GO): aspartic-type endopeptidase activity; zinc ion binding; nucleic acid binding
Source: RefSeq, a predicted model, not a curated record
CCACGGGCCCAGCCCAGAACACUCGGAGCAAGCUACGGCCUGAGGAUCCAGUCGUUACCCUCCCUCUCCGUCCCUAUGGGCCCAUGAUAGACGAUGGGACAGAUGGAGGGCAGAUGCCCGCUUUACAGUACUGGCCUUUUUCUACCUCAGAUCUCUAUAACUGGAAAAACAAUAACCCUCCUUUUUCUGAUGAUCCUUCUAAGCUAACAGGUCUAAUGGAUUCUGUUAUGUUCUCCCACCAACCCACAUGGGACGACUGUCAACAGCUCCUAGGGGUCCUGUUCACCACCGAGGAAAGAGACCGCAUCCUCCUGGAAGCCCGGAAAGCUGUUCCCGGAGAGGAUGGCAGACCCACCCAGAGACCAGACUGGAUCAAUGACUUCUUCCCCUUAAAGCGCCCCAACUGGGACCCCAACUCACCUGCUGGUAGGCAGCAUCUUUCUAUCUAUCGCCAGACUCUAAUGGUAGGUUUCCGGGCGGCCGCAAGGCGCCCCACUAAUCUGGCCAAGGUAAGAGAAGUUACCCAAGGACCUGCUGAGACUCCCUCAGUUUUUCUAGAAUGCCUGAUGGAAGCUUACCGGCGAUAUACGCCUUUUAACCCUGAGGAGGAAGGCCAACAAGGCUCAAUAGCUAUGGCCUUUAUAGGACAAUCAGCCCCUGAUAUAAGACGUAAGCUCCAAAGGCUAGAUGGUCUCCAAGACCUGACUCUGAGGGAUCUUGUUAAGGAAGCUGAAAAAGUCUACUAUAAGCGGGAGACAGAGGAAGAGAAAGAAUUAGCUAGGGACAAAAGACGAAACAAGGAAUUAACUAAGAUGUUGGCCACAGUUAUUCAGGGAAAACCUGAGCCAGGAAAGGGAAAGCCCACUCGCCCUCCAUUAGACCCUGACCAAUGUGCAUAUUGUAAGGAAAAAGGACACCUGAUCAAAGACUGUGAAAAGUUAAAAAAGAAACGGGCCAAAGAAGAACGAGAAAGGCAGUCCUCACAGCGAUCCCGAGCCCCCAUGCUCGCCCUAGAUGAAGAAGACUAGGGACUUCAGGGCUCGGAUCCCCUCCCCGAGCUCAGGGUAAUAUUUAAAGUGGAGGGGACUCCCGUGGAAUUCGAGGUCGAUACGGGAGCUGUUUAUUCGGCCUUACAAGCCCCCUUAGGGGCCCUUUCAACUAAGAAAUCAUUAGUUCAAGGGGCUAACGGGAGCAAAUAUCGCUCGUGGACCACUGAGCGCACAGUUGACUUAGGCAAGGGAAAAGUAAAACACUCCUUUCUGGUUAUUCCUGAAUGUCCUGCUCCCCUCCUGGUAUGGGACUUAUUAACCAAACUGGGGGCAAAGAUUUCCUUUGAGCCCCAAGGACCUCAAGUAACAUUCCGUAACCCAAAGGUUGGGCAACCUAUGGUUACGGUGUUAUCUCUAAAACUGGAAGAUGAAUAUAGGCUCUACGACCACCAGGAUCCCCAGCCUAUCGCCCCAGCCUGGCUAACUGAUUUUAAAGAAUCCUGGGCCGAGACGGCUGGACUUGGGCUGGCAAGCCAGCAACCGCCUGUAGUGGUUACUUUAAAAACCACUGCCUCCCCUAUUCGGGUCAAGCAAUAUCCCAUUAAUAGAGAAGCUCACCUAGGGAUUAAGGUGCACAUACAGAGACUUUUAGACCAAGGGGUAUUAACUCCUUGUCGGUCUGCAUGGAAUACUCCGUUACUCCCGGUCAAAAAGCCCGGGACGAAUGACUACAGACCGGUACAGGACCUAAGGGAGGUCAAUAGCAGGGUAGAAGACAUUCACCCCACCGUACCCAAUCCCUAUAAUCUCCUCAGCGAGUUAAAUCCGUCAAGAACUUGGUAUACUGUUCUAGAUUUAAAGGAUGCCUUUUUCUGUUUGCCUUUACACAAAGAUAGCCAGCCCUUAUUUGCAUUUGAAUGGACGGACCCUGAGACUGGGUCCGCCGGACAACUAACCUGGACGCGCCUCCCACAGGGCUUCAAAAACAGCCCAACCAUCUUUGAUGAAGCCCUACAUAAGGAUUUAGCCCACUUUCGGGCUCAACACCCAAGCCUCACCCUUCUUCAAUAUGUAGAUGACUUGCUGCUGGCUGCGGACUCUGAGGGUGACUGCACAAGCGGAACUCAGGACCUUUUACGUGAGUUGGCUAUCCUGGGGUAUAGGGCAUCAGCAAAAAAGGCUCAAAUUUGUAAGCGAGAGGUAAUUUUUCUGGGCUACUCCUUAAAAGGGGGAAAAAGGUGGCUCACUGAGGCCAGAAAACAGACUGUGGUCCAGAUUCCCCCUCCAAAGAGUCAAAAACAAUUACGAGAGUUCCUGGGCACUGCGGGGUUUUGCCGGUUAUGGAUCCCCGGAUUCGCAACUUUGGCAGCUCCCCUAUAUCCGUUACUGAAGGGGGGAUCUCCCUUUAUCUGGAAAAAAGAUCACCAGCAGGCCUUUGAUGCCAUCAAGCGGGCUCUCCUGUCUGCUCCGGCCCUGGCUCUUCCUAAUGUGGAUAAGCCCUUUACUCUCUUCAUGGAAGAAAAAAAAGGAAUAGCGAGAGGAGUGCUGACCCAGGCCUUUGGGCCAUGGAGGCGUCCGGUGGCUUACCUCUCAAAAAGAUUGGACACUGUGGCAAGCGGGUGGCCACCCUGCCUAAAGGCCAUCGCAGCAGCUGCCUUGCUCAUUAAAGACGCUGACAAAUUGACUUUGGGACAGAAAAUAACAAUCAUUGCCCCGCACACGCUAGAAAGCAUCAUCCGCCAGCCUCCAGACAGGUGGCUCUCAAAUGCCAGAGUUACUCGUUAUCAGAGCCUCUUGCUCAACAAGGACAAGAUAACUUUUGGACCCCCGGUGACUCUCAACCCAGCGACUCUGCUGCCGGAAGAAGCUUCGGAACCCGUCCUCCAUACCUGCCAGGACGUCUUGGCAGAAGAGGCCGGAGUACGACCGGACUUAUUGGAUUGCCCCUUACCCAAUGCAGAGGUGACCUACUUCACUGACGGGAGUAGCUUUUUGAUUCAAGGUAAGCGGUAUGCGGGGGCGGCUGUGACUGAUUAUUCCAAUGUUAUAUGGACAGCCAGACUAGAGGACGGGUCCUCGGCCCAAAAGGCCGAACUGAUUGCUUUGACUAAGGCUCUGGAGCUCACUAAAGGAAAGCGAGCGAACAUUUACACGGAUAGCUGAUAUGCUUUUGCAACGGCCCACAUCCACGGGGCCAUAUACCGCCAGCGGGGGCUUCUGACCUCCGCAGGAAAAGAAAUAAAACACAAACAGGAAAUCCUCCAGUUGCUCGCUGCAGUUAUGUUGCCCCAGAAGGUGGCGAUAAUACACUGUAACAGUCACCAGAAAGGGACUGAUCCCGUCACAAGGGGAAACAACCUGGCCGAUCAGGCAGCAAAAUCUGCAGCCAUGGGAGACUCACAGAUGUUGGUGACUGAUGUCAAAGAUUCUCCUCAAAAGGAGAAAGCUCAGAUUAACCAAACCCCUGAAACACCUGAUUUGACUGCUUACAUACAACAGGCCCACCGGCUCACUCAUUUGGGAGCUAAAAAGCUAAGCCUACUGGCCCAACGCCAAGACUUCCCAGGGGUAUCCCCCACUGCCAUACGUCAGGUCGCCAAUCGGGUGGUGGCUAAUUGUGAGGCAUGUCAAUUGACCAAUGCCUACCCUGCCAAGUUGGCCCCCGGCAAAAGGCUACGCGGCACCAGACCUGGACAAUACUGGGAAGUGGACUUUACAGAAGUUAAGCCUGCCCAAUGUGGACUAAAAUAUCUGCUAGUUUUUGUAGACACCUUUUCUGGAUGGACUGAGGCUUUUCCUACCAAAAAGGAAACCGCUGCCGUGGUAACUAAAAAAUUGAUGGAAGAAAUAUUUCCCCGGUUCGGAUUGCCAAAGGUAAUAGGGUCUGAUAAUGGACCGGCGUUUGUGGCUAAGGCUCAUCGCCCUUGACAAUCUACAGAGGGACGUGUGGACGCAGCUAGCCUCGGCCUAUGCUCCCAGUGAGUUCCCCGCGCCACAUCCGUACCAGGUGGGAGACUUUGUGUUCGUCCGGCGCCACCAACAAGAGACUCUACAGCCUCGCUGGAAAGGACCAUACCAGGUCCUAUUGACUACUCCUACAGCGGUAAAGGUUGACGGAGUCGCCUCUUGGGUACACGCGUCACAUCUAAAGCCUGCUUCAGCGCCAGAGGACGGCUCCUGGGAACUCAAGCGGUCUGAUAACCCCUUAAAACUUAAGCUGAGCCGAAAGACUCUUUAAUGCUGUUUCUGUACAC